UGUGUAAAUAAUCAAUUAGGCACCCCCUAAUGCCGUUGAUGCAUUGUGAUUUCUUUGAAAGUUAUAAUCCGAUGGGUUUAAUUGACACCGUAAAGAAUAGUUGAGAAAAUAUAUCAGGCCACAAUGCGAUCUACGAUCGUUUUUAUCAAAAUCACUAUGGUAUAUGUAUAAUGAAAUAUAUAUUUACGUGGUGAUUAUGACUACUUUACAAUGUAUCCUUGGAUUGUUGUUCUGCAUUCUCAGGAGCCUUGGAGCACCUAAAGAAUGCCUACUUCACAUGGAAAUGUGUGUUCCCAAAUGUCCGCCGGGUAUGGUCGCGUAUCAUACUCAGUGUGAUAAAGAAACCAUGUCGCAAAGGACCUGCGACAAUCCAGAGUCCACAAAUUUAGGUAUCACUUGCGGUUGGUCCAGAUGCGAUUGUAACAGUUCUCUUAUUUUGUUGGAUGAUGGCAGUUGUGGCCCCUAUGAGAAAUGCUUCCCACGACCUUUGAUGUUUGCAAUGCGUGGAGUACAGCUAUGGAAAAGCAAUGUUGGCGCAUUUGGACAUUCUAGAUAGAAGGGUCCACUGAACUUAAGAACACUAUUGUUAUAAAAGCUGAAUUUGACAAUAAUUUUAUAGUAAUGGUAUUAUUUAUUUUAUAAAACGGAACACAAGACAGCGAAGAAAAACCAUUAACAGAUUUAUGUAUCGCUGCCAUCACAUGCUAUCAGGCGUCUAACAAUAUAAUUACUGACCAAUACUUAUACGUAUCUAACAAUUUACGCAACUUACACUUAAGAACUAAUAUCUUUAACAAUGUGAUAAAUGAAUUGACUUAAGGAUCGUUUUACAAUUUUUUGGUUUACCUAUAAGUUUAUCAAAAACGUCACUUGGCAUUUUAUUAAGGUAGUAAUGGUAACAUAUAUCUCCAGACACGCUUUCCAUAGUUGUUAUUGUAUGGAGGAAGAACAUACCUUGGUAGGUAAUUUGUAUUACGCAAUUUACCGAUUCUUGUCGUUUGUUUUAACAUGUCAAUUUUAUCUAUUUCAUCACAAAUUAUAUAUAUAUUUAUUUUACUAUAUACGCACUAAGAUUUUACAGUAUUUAACAAACCUUUUUUUUCCAAUAUAGCACUAGAAUACUGUAAUGAACAUGUUAUUGUUAUCA
This is a messenger RNA of Hyposmocoma kahamanoa, 1147 nucleotides long. RefSeq lists its product as uncharacterized. The transcript is spliced from 4 exons. The record is from RefSeq and is a predicted model, not a curated record. Lineage: Eukaryota; Metazoa; Arthropoda; Insecta; Lepidoptera; Cosmopterigidae. The coding region runs from base 164 to 556 and encodes 130 amino acids.